This is a messenger RNA of Solenopsis invicta (red fire ant), 2505 nucleotides long. RefSeq lists its product as uncharacterized. The record is from RefSeq and is a predicted model, not a curated record. The coding region runs from base 427 to 1089 and encodes 220 amino acids. The transcript has 4 exons. NCBI's taxonomy places the organism in Eukaryota, Metazoa, Arthropoda, Insecta, Hymenoptera, Formicidae.
AAGAAAUCAUUAUUUUAAAUAAACGUUUAAUGAAAAAAAAAAAAAUGUUAAAUAAAUAUAUUUUCCCAGGUUGAGGAAUUGAAGGAAAAAUAAACAUUUAAGGGGGCAUAUACCUUUCUCGGCUUAAAAAAAUCGAUUUUUUUUUAUUACUUAUUUUGAAAGAUUAACAUUUCAAGAAUGUAUAUCCGAAAGCAUUUAAAGAAAUUCGGAAAAUUGACAAAGUUAUAGUACUUUAUACCGACCGCUGCCGCCGCCGUUUCGGAGUCCCAAAAGCCGUUACGGAGAAGCGCGCAGGUAGUAGCGUCAGACCCACAAUUUUAUCGAUCCCUUUAUUGUAAUUCGAAGGAACUCCGUCUUUGUGUACUAGGUACAUAAUUUUUUUAAAGAUCACAAGGGCAGGGAGGAAGGAAUAAGUUGAGCGCGAAAAUGAUAGACAAACUCACGGUGUAUUACGGUUUAGCCAUUCGGCGAAAUUUCGAUUCAGUGGAAGGAAUGCGGGAUGCAGUGUGGGCCACUUUUUAUCAUUAUAGUUCAACGAAAGACAAACCGCAACAUCAUCUUUGUCCUCAAGCCUCGGAUUCAUGGUGCAAGUGGCAACAAGCGAAAGCAAAUGGAUCGUUGGACAGAUACGAGCAAAGUUAUAAUGCUUUACCAGACGAGGUUUUGGAUGCAAUCCGCCCUAUAUACGAAGAUCUUAGUAAUGCGUCAUUAUUACAACGUUGCCUCGGCGGAUAUACGCAAAACGCCAACGAGAGCUAUAAUAAUUUGAUCUGGAGAAUGGCCCACACAAACACCAAUAGCAGCGCAAAAAUUGUGGAAAUUGCAACUUUCAUCGCAGUUUGUUUAUUUAACGAAGGUUUGUCGGCCCUUCUGCAAAUAAUGAACACAAUGGGCAUAACCAUUGGACGAAACGCUGCACAAUUCGCUGCAUUAGCAGAUACUCGGCGCUGCAACCAAGCAGACAUCCGAGCACAGCAUGCGACACGGGAGGUCCGUAUCAGCCGCCGACUGAAAAAAAAUAAAAAUGCCGACGAGCACCUUCAUCAGGAGGAUUCCCUAUAUGGCCCCGGAAUAGAUGAUUACAUAUAAGCGGUCAAGGACUAAUCCAUGGUACCGCAAUUGAAGUCCAGUCGGACAUAACCAACUUCGAGGAAUUGCAAAGGGGUAAAGGGGGGGGUAUUUUAUUUUAAUAAAAAUUUAUUUACAAGUCCAAAGUAUGUUCUUUAACAUAAAAAAAACCCGAUCCUAAUAAGCCUUUUAUUUUUUGAAAAAAAAAUUAGUGAAAAUAGGUUAUUUUUCGUGCCGAGAAAGAUAUAUGCCCCCUUAAAAAACAUUUUAGUUUCAUAUCGCGUCACGCUUCGCGCUACUUUUGCGAAAUCCACGCAUGCGCGUGUGAGACCAGAGAGACAAAUCAUACAAAUUCGCAUGGCAACACUUAAGUUGUCUUUUGUUCUCUUGUUAUAUGGUCGCAUACCGUAAUAUCUUGUUAUAUGGUCGCAUACCGUAAUAUCUUGUUAUAUGGUCGCAUACCGUCGGUCGCGGAAUACGCAGUUCAGUUUGUGCUACAGUGUGGGGUUGUUUUGUGUUCAAAUGUUUUCUAAAAAAAAGGAUCCACUUGGUAAGUACAGUUAAAUAUCUACUUUCUAAACUUGUCUUCCUUGAACUUUCUACAAAAUAUUCUCUCUCUUUUGUUAAAAGUGACUUUGACAUAGUCUAUAGUGCCCAUAUAGCCAGCAAUCUUCUACAAUUUGUACACAUUCUUCUGUUUUACUUCUAAAAUUUCAUCAUUGGACAUAUCACGUUGCAUAUCGCUUCGUGUCAGUAGACCUAUUCUCCAACUUGCUAGCGACAAUCCGGUAUUGUUAGUGUCGUUGCGCAAUUUUUGUACCAUGGCAUGUAUAAUAUCUGCGCAACGACGCUGUAACGAUAUUGAAUUGUCACUAAAGAGUUACAGAAUAGGCCUACAAGAGCCACUGCCGGGAUUCUUAUGGACUGCAAAGGCCAGUAAUAAAAUAAUCAUUGCAAAUACACACACUAAUAAAGUAUUCGGAUACCACGAGCGGCUGUGUGUGUGUACGAAAAGGAGACGGGGGUGAUCGAACCUUGAAACUGACAGAGAGGAAGGGCAUGCCGGAGCAUUACGUCACGUGCGAGAAGGAGAGAAGAUUUUCGUCAUUGGAUAUAUCAUUGCAUGUCGCUUCGUGUCGCAUCACGCUAGUGUGCAGGAGCCAUUGGAUUCUUACAGAUUGCAAGAGAUAAAGUAAUCACACACACUAUUAAAGUAUCCGGAUUUCACGAGCGGCUGUGUGUGUGCGUAUACGAAAAGAAGUCGAGGGAUCGACCCUCGAAAUAACCAAUUUUUCUAUGGAAAAAAUAUUUAUUACACCAUGUCAUCGCAUCAAUCCACGGACAGGCCAAAAGAUUAGCGAAUAAGCCACGUAGAUAUAAAACUACUUCAAGUGAAGACAAAAUAAAAAAAAAACCUAAACCUCUUGAUGAAUUAAA